UGUGGAAUAUGCAGCCUGGUAUAUUGUGUAUACAACUCUGAAGCUCUGACAUGCCCCAGUGCAGGGAAGGACUCAGUCAACCUGAGCACUUUGGAUGCUGAUCUGAACACCCAGAGCCCAUUCUGCAGUCUGCAAGGGUUUGCAGGGUAAGAUGCUUUUGCCAUGGGCCACCUUCUUGAAAUUGAACAUUUUUGUUCUCCUUUCUUUUGCCUAUAAACUUCCAGCUCCAGACAAUGGAGAUUUGGCUUUGCCGAAUGAUGAAACCUUGCAAGAGCAAGCUAAGGGGGCAUAUGAGGGCAAAAUGGGACUACAAUAUUCUAGAUUAUUGCGUAAGAAAAGGGAAAAUGCUAAUAAUUCUAUAGAUUCUGGGCUGGAGAAUAGCAGCACACCGAUUUCACAGACGUCUGUGACCAUCAAACCCACAUCAUUAUCAGAGGAAUCCACUGAAGCAGACAUGCUUGUGACCCACUCAGAAUCAAGUCUAGAUCAAAGUGAAACUCAUAGCAUGUCACCUGAUCAAGACACAACUCAGACAGAACUUAUUCACAAGUCUACAGGUUCUCCAGAUAAUAUUUAUCUCCUAAAUUCCACAGACUCUCCAGAUGUAACGUUUAGCACCACUGAAGACAUUGAGGGAACUACUAACUCUGAUCACAUUCACACAGCAACCAUUCAUUCAACUACCCAUUCCAAGAAUGACACAGGCCAUGUGAAUGAAGAUAAUACAUUUAGUCCACCUUCGCAAUUUUCUACAAAAUCACUAUUUGAAUCCAUAGUGACAUCAACUCAUCACCCUAAAAAAACAGAUGAUACCACCAAACAGAAACCAGAUGAUUCCACUUUGUCUUCCAAAACUAAGGUUGUGACAUUCAUACAAACGUCUGCAGAAUACUCGCCUCCUGUACAUUCCCUCAUGAGGCAAUGCAUGUUGGCUAUCUUGAUUUUGGCAGUUCUAUGCACAAUCUUUAUCAUAUCUACUAUUGCGCUUGCUGCUAAACUUUCUAGAGUUAAGAGCCGCUACAAGAUGCGCCAGCCAAACUUCACAGAGAUGACCUGCAUCACUUCACUCCUACCAGAAAGUGACCAACAAAGUAAAGUGAAGCCAAAGAGGAUGAAGACCUUUGCUGCCAAUGUAGAAGAGAGUGAUGGAGAUAAUACAACUCUCAACAGCUUCUUGCCUGACCACUAGAACAAUCUGCUAAGAGGACUUUAAUGAAGCAAGUUAGCAAGUCCUAACUAUGAAUUCCCCUUGCUCUUUUGUCUUGCAGAAUGUCUAAACAUGACCUUUCCUUGUUCUUCCUUUCUUGUCAAAUAUCAAAACAUAGAAAGAGUAUGGGAUACCCAGGCUGGUCAUCUUGGGACAGAAAAAAAAAUGGAUAGACAUAUAAACAGUCAGUAUGAACUAAACUGGCAUUACCCACUGUGUUGAGAGACGAUAGGUGGAAAUAGUUGGGGGUUAUCUUUCAACACUUACAUUACUCUUUUUUUGUGUGUAUACAUACAUGUGUGUACAUGGGUUAGGGCCGUUAUUUGAGAGCAGUUAAGAUAUUGGUUUUUUUUUCUAUAGUACAAAUGAAAGACAUGCAAUAGGUUUAUCCCACCUUGAGCAACUCAAUAAGAUAUAGAGGCUCAUUUAUGACCAUAACUGCAGUUGUGCACAUAUGGAUGCAGUGAAUGCAGGAACCAACACCAUUCAUUAAUAAAGGUACUUGGGUCCAAAUCA
Messenger RNA from Xenopus laevis (African clawed frog), 1723 nucleotides. RefSeq names its product P-selectin glycoprotein ligand 1 (gene selplg.L). Lineage: Eukaryota; Metazoa; Chordata; Amphibia; Anura; Pipidae. The record is from RefSeq and is a predicted model, not a curated record. The transcript has 3 exons. The coding region runs from base 152 to 1189 and encodes 345 amino acids.